UGGCCUACUACUUGUUGUUGAACCUGGCCGAGGAAGAGAAAGUGGAGAUGAAGAUGAGAAACAAGGGAGUGGUCCGUUUGUUGGUCUCCACACUGGACAGAAAUAACUUUGAACUGCUCAUUCUGGUCGUCUCCUUCCUGAAAAAACUCAGCAUUUACAUUGAGAACAAGAAUGAAAUGGUUGAGUUAAAUAUUGUGGAAAAACUGGCCAAGUUGAUACCAUGUGACCAUGAAGACCUGCUUAAUAUCACCCUACGACUUCUGCUCAACCUCAGUUUUGAUCCAGACAUCCGCAGCAAAAUUAUCAAGUAUGGUUUGCUGCCGAAGCUGGUCAACCUGUUGAACAAUGAAAAUCACUACCACCUGGUUCUGUGUGUACUCUACCAUAUCAGCAUGGACGACAAGGCCAAGACAAUGUUUAUCUAUACAGACUGUGUGCCCCUUGUGAUGAAGAUGCUACUACAGAGCCCCGGCAAGAUCGACAUCAAACUGAUGGCCUUAUGCAUCAACCUGGCCGCCAACAAACGCACAGCUCAGAUCAUCUGUGAAGGUCAGGGUCUCAAGAUGUUGAUGAAGAGGGCGUUCAAGUUCACGGACCCCUUGUUGAUGAAGAUGAUCAGAAAUUUGUCACAGCACUCCGGCUCCACCAAGGCUCUCUUCAUAGACUACAUCCCUGACCUCUGCGACAAUAUCUUGAAAUGGAAGAAUGGAGACUUCAGCUUGGAGUGUUUGGGUAUCCUAGGCAACCUGACCAUCGCUGACCUUGACUACGCACUGAUACUGAAAGAUUAUGCAGAUUUGAUUCCAUGGAUCAAAGACAAGUUGCAGCCAGGUGCUGCAGAGGAUGAUGUGGUUCUGGAGGUGGUGAUCCUGGUAGGAACCAUCUGUAACGAUGACGCCUGUGCCCGACUGUUGGCAGAAAACAACAUUGUUCAUCUUCUCAUCGAACUUUUGAACGCGAAACAAGAAGAUGAUGAAGUCGUCUGCCAGAUUGUUUAUGUGUUUUAUCAGAUGAUCUUCCACGAGGUCACCAGAGAGAUCAUUAUUAAAGAAACUCAAGCCCCGGCCUACCUGAUUGACCUGAUGCACGACAAGAACGCAGAAAUCCGUAGUGUCUGUGACAACACCUUGGACAUCAUUGCUGAAUUUGAUGAGGAGUGGGCCAAGAAGAUACAGCUGGAAAAGUUCCGCUGGCACAACUCGCAGUGGCUGGAGAUGGUGGAGUCGCGGCAAAUGGACGAGUUCGCAGACUCAGGCUAUUUGUAUCCUGACGAGCAUGACCUUGACCCUUAUCUGCAGGAUGCUGAUAUCCUGGACAGGCCCGAUCUUUUCUACGAGGGCUAUGACAGCAGCAUCAUGAUGGACGGACACUUGACGCCCGAGUACAUCGAUGAUGCAGGCAUCAACAGUGAUUUCUACUCCCAUCAGUUUAACUAUGAUUCAGAGGAACCCUAUGCCAGACCCGAAGCUCACCUUGGAUUUGUGCAGGACGGCCGUGACCCCUACAGGUCAGACUACGGCCCGUACCUUAACGGAGACCGAGAUGAGAACCCGUACUUAAGAGAGAUGAGUUAUCGCUAA
Molecule: messenger RNA, 1580 nt
Organism: Candidula unifasciata
Lineage: Eukaryota; Metazoa; Mollusca; Gastropoda; Stylommatophora; Geomitridae
Source: the annotation of a GenBank genome assembly